Macaca mulatta (Rhesus monkey) is the source of this 12077-nucleotide messenger RNA. Lineage: Eukaryota; Metazoa; Chordata; Mammalia; Primates; Cercopithecidae. The record is from RefSeq and is a predicted model, not a curated record.
CAAUCUCUUGGGCUCAAGUGAUCCUCCCACCUCAGCCUUCCAUGUAGCUGGGACCACAGGCACAUGCCACCACGCCCAGCUAAUUUUUUAUUUUUUCGUAGAGACGGGAUCUUACUCUGUUGCCCAGGCUGGUGGGGAUGGUUUUUAUUAUUAAAUUACUAGGCUGAUAACCAAUAGUCAUUAUGAAAACAUAAUUCCUCAAAACUCUUAGAGCAGCUUAAUUCAUUAGGUUUACCAUUUUGUUAUGCCCUAAUUUGUACAGACUCUUAAAGAGAUAUCUUAUGUCUGAUCUGUACUGGCAACCAGGCGGUUGUCCCUGGUUCUGGGUCCCCCAGGAAAGGUGUCCAGCUAAUCCUGGGAAAUGCUCAAGGCUCAAAUGCACAUGGUCAGUUCUUAAGUCCCCUGGAAGCAGCAAGACAAACAGUGGCCUGACCACUGCCCUCAGCCGUCAGUCUGUCCUUUUGUGACCCCCUCUUUUGGGGCUCCUUUGAUGUGCAUUUUAAUCUGAUAAUACCCAGAUGGAAAUGCUGGGCAGGGAAGUUUACAUUGUGAUACACUGGAACCACACCUUUUAAGGACCUAGUCAAAGCUAUUAGGCAAGAACAGAGUCAUAGUUACCGCCCAAGCAGCUCUGCCCACUGUCUGGAGGAGAAAGAAAAGGUGAGACUAGAGAAGACUGAUAUAUGCAGGUGAAGGGAUGGGAUUACCCCAGAGUGGAGAAGGAAAGUAGUACCUACUUUAAUAAAGGAGCAUUGUUGGAGUAAACAUAGUUAUUAAUUGUGGUAUGUAACAGUAUAUUUGCAAACACGAUUGCCCAGAAAAAAAAAAUCUAGGUUGGGUGUUCACUGUGGGUAUAAUGCCAGGUACACCAGCAGUCUAUGCCAGUGGGAAGUAAAGCAGCCUGGAUGGUAUUUUCUCUUUGGCUGGUUUCCCCUGGUUGACCUCUUCUCAGCCUUCAGAUGUCAGUCCACACAUCCCUUCCUCAGGGAAGCCUUCCCAGACCAUCCCAAACUAGGCCUGGUCCCCUUUACACAUUUCCAUAGUGCCUGUGCCUUCCCAGCCCAGUGUGCACAUCACACAGCCAUCAGUCACCUGUUCGAAUGAUCCUUCAGUGUGUCUGCCUGGCCAAACUCUGUGCCUUUUGAGGACACAGCGAUGUUGAUGUACCUAAAAGUCUGACUUGGGAGGAGUGGGGAGAACAUUUAUUUCCCUGAGGAUGUUCUCCAAAAAUGAUAUCUUUCUUAACAUGUUUAAUAGUAAGUUGGCAUGAGGACUUAAAAUUCUGAAGCCACUUUGGUAGAAGCAGUAGGAAAGCAUGUUUUUGACAUAUAAGGAGAAGGUGAUCAGAGGGUGGUGACAGCGGUAAGUCCGCUCUACCCCAUGCGCCCCACAGCCACAAGGGGCAGCUCUCCCCUUUGACCUCUCUGCACCGCUCCCCCAUCACUGAACCCUGCCUCCAGGAAUCCCUUAGGGUAGUUAUUCCAUCAGUAUUUGAACAAAGAUGCAAAUACAUAUGGGAAACUGAUAGGACAGCUCAAAUAAUUAAGGAACUACAAAAUGGAGGUGAGGUGUGAUUUCUCCUGUGUUUUCCUAUAGUGGUCUUUAAAGCACUCCAGGGUAUGAUCGAUUAUUUGUGUAGGGUUGGGAUGUCUGGUAACUAACAGUGUCUAAACAGAGACCGGACACACUUGGUGAGAUGUUGUAAGUGGUAAUUGAAACACCGGAUUAGAAAGCCCCAGAGUAUCUUUCCAAUGUUGACAUGCUGUUAUCAUAGGAUUCUUUUUAGUCCAUACAGCUCCCCCUAGAAAAUAAGUGUCAUAAAGGCAGGGGUGUUUGUCUGUUUUGUUCAUUGUUGUGUCUUUAGUGCCCAAGGCAGUGCCUGGCACAUAGUAGCUGCUCAAUAAAUAUUGAGUAAAUGAAUAUAUCAGCAGAUAUCAAAUUCACAAUAUUUUUCUGGUAUAGAAUAGACUCUAAUUAAGUGUUUAUUUCAUUGACCUGGAUCAAGCAGGCCAUAAGUCAAAACGGGGCUAAAAUUUGGCAUUGUAUCACCGAGUAAAAAGCUCAGGCCAAUAUUCUGACCGCAUAUGAAGUCAAACUGCUAUCAGCAUUUUAGACCAAUGAUUCUGGAGUUAGGGUGACAUUGCAUCAGCCAGGGACCUGGCAAGAAACUGAAUUGGCUCAGCUGGUUCAAAUGAAGGGUGUAUGUGAAGCAAAGAGUGACAACAGUGGGAAGCCUUAGCCACUGCUUUUGGGACAAUCUAUAGGGAUCCCUGAGGGACCGGGGACAACAUAGAGUUAAGGGAGCCCAAGAAAGGCUGGAACCAUGGAAGACCUACCCCAAAUCAAUGAGGGAGUAGAGGAAAUGCCCCUAUUUCCCUCCCUUCCUGCUUCAAACUAUUGGUGCCUCUAGCCAAACCUACCUGGAAGGCAGCCAGCCAGGGAGCGGAGUGUGCAGACCUCCAGACAAAGCAAGACUGGGAAAGACUGGGCUGGGGGUGUGGCAGGAACAAGACCUGCCAUGUAAAUUCAUUCUGUUUUUCUUAUAUCUUAAUCAUACAAAUAAUACAUAUUCAUUAAAGAAAAUGUAGAGAUCAAACCAGCAGUCUUCAUGUUUUAGCUUUUUCCUCCUCCUUUUUCUGUUCUUUCAUUUGCUUGUAAAGGAUUCAGUAAUGUUUAUUCAGAAUAAACAGAAAUCAAUUUGGUUACACUUGUUUCUUGACCUAAUUCCGAUUCAACCUGCAGUGGAACAGAGAGCUCUUUUUCCUUUCCUUUGUUGUGUUAACAUAAACAAGUUACUUCAUGUACCUCUGUGGGAACGGGGAAUUAGGCAAGUGUUUAGACUCUCAAAAACUUUCAGCAAGUUUGGCUGUCAGCUUGGAUACCAAGUCAUUAAAUAUAAGAUGAAAGAUGAGUCCGACUGGGCUUAUUCUCUAAGACUGGAAAGUGAACCAUAAGUGAAGGCAGCUUCAUGUAGCUUGAUUUUACUGUCAACAUAAAGUUGCUAUCCACUUUUAAUUUUAAUUGAAGGACAGUGUGAAACUAAGGGGAAAGAGAAUUUAGGAAAAUAGUGCAAAUGCUUAUGUACACAAUUGUUGGUAGUUUACAUCGGCAGUGUGGGACGCUGCUUCACAGCACUUAUCAUACUUGUCAUUUUUUUGUUGGAGGCUUAAAGCCCAUGUCCAUUCACUGUGCCCAGCAUGAGGCCUGACGUUCAGUAGGUCUGGUACAUAAGGGUGAGUAAGUGGUGAUUGCCAGUUCAAGUGGAGAGAAGGUGUGAAGGAAGAAAGAUCAGCAGGAUGUUGCCGUGUGCCUGGAAGUUCUGAAAGCUAAAGGUCAGAACUUUAUGGCAACAGAGGGUAUUCAAGGCCAUUGUAACACCAAUAUACUCAGGUCAGUGAACUCCAUUGCCUUCUUUAGUUGAAAAAAAAAUCCUGGAAAGUAGUAAGUCAUCUCAACUCAUUUAGAGAGAAGUGAGUUCUGCUUUCCUGGAGUGGAAUCUAUAUUUGGCCUUUACAAGUAUCUCCGUCAAUGGGAUUGUUUCCAUGACUUGGUGCAGGAGACCAAGUGAAUAUGAGCACAAACCACCCCCCUUCAGUUCUAGAAAGCAUAUAGGCUACCCUGAGAUAAAUCAUCUGCUCACAGGUCUUACGUCUUAGAGGUUAAGCUGUCAACUAUUAUGACAUUGAACGUAGCCUUAGGAGUGGGGGAAGAAGACCGAUUGUGAUGAGUCCAAGGAUGGUAAUUGCUGGAGGUCGGGCGGGGGUGGGGGGAGUCUGAACCAGUUCAGAGAUUGAUUCCUGUUUGCUCCCAGAAGCUUGUCUGUGUAUCCCCAGCAAGCUAUAUUCCCUCCUCUGCUGCUCUUGAGAAUUACCUCUCGCAACCUACCACCCCUAGGUCUAUGGGAAGGGGUAGGGGGCAGUUGGCCAGGUUGAGCUGAGCCCUCCCCUUCAUUCCAUUGCAGCUGUGGGUUUGUGUCCAGAAAAGAGGAGGAAAGGCUAGCAACUGGAGUUUGCCUCUCUCCUCUGCCAGGAUGAGAAAUUCCUUUACAAGCCUCCAUAAAGGUGAUGUAAGUCUCAAUGGCUGUUACUCUGAAACUAUAAGAUAAUCUUGUUUUAAUUGGUAUUUUGGAAAAUACAUUCUGCUGUAAGAUUUCACAGAGCAUCCAAGCCUUUUCUUCCAGUGCAUUUUUUAGAGUAUUUCAAAAGUAUAGAUUGUGUUGAAUGCCUUUACUUAUGAAUGGAUUAGAUGUGUAUUAUCUCCUGGAGAAAAAUGUGUCUGGAAGCCGACUGCAUUCUUCCACGGAUAAUUAGUUCAUUGUGCUGAGCACAGCGAGUCCUCCGAUGGUGUCCUUAGAGAUGGGACUGGUAGAUUAUCGAAAGCAAGAGGCUCUUUGCAACAUAUUUGCUUGCUUGAUAUCUAAAAAUUGUUCAAAAAUAACUAAGACUUGGUUGUAUUGUCUCUGGGAAAGAAAAACCAAGUAUCCUAAUCAAAGAACUGAGUGACAAAUUGAGCUAACGAUUGUCACAGACGCAGAAAAAUGAUCCCAGGGAGGAAUGCUUGAAACAGCAAGAUUUUAGAGUCUGGAACGUGUGCCCUUGAAGGCCAUCUCAGUUCAUGUCAUGGCCGACUGUUGAAAGGACGAUGGAGAUGUUAAAUCAUAACUUGAUUGCAAGGGAAAGGCAGGCCAUGCAAAAUAGUGUGAUGGGCACCAGUUGCGUCUUGAAGUGCCAUCAGCUGUAACCAAAGUUCCAGAUCCCAAGACCACAACCAGGCGUUCCUGCCCUCAAGAACUGAAGACGAUGGAGCUCUCUGAUAGUGACCGACCCGUCAGCUUCGGUUCCACGUCGUCCUCGGCCUCUUCUCGCGACAGCCAUGGUUCCUUCGGCAGCAGAAUGACCUUAGUUUCAAAUAGCCACUUGGGCUUGUUUAACCAGGAUAAGGAGGUAGGGGCCAUAAAACUGGAGCUGGUUCCGGCCAGGCCGUUUUCCAGCAGUGAGCUGCAGAGGGACCACCCCGCCGCCGGGCAACAGAACGCAGACGAAGGCAGCGAAAGGCCGCCCAGGGCGCAGUGGAGAGUGGACUCGAACGGGACACCCAAGAUGACCACAGACUCGGCCACCAGCCCCAAGCUCCUCUAUGUGGAUAGAGUUGUUCAGGAAAUUCUGGAGACCGAAAGGACUUAUGUGCAAGAUUUAAAAAGCAUCGUAGAGGAUUACCUUGACUGCAUCAGGGACCAAACAAAACUUCCCCUGGGGACUGAAGAAAGAUCAGCCCUUUUUGGAAACAUACAGGAUAUCUACCACUUCAAUAGUGAACUUCUGCAAGAUUUGGAAAACUGUGAAAAUGAUCCUGUGGCCAUAGCAGAGUGUUUUGUGUCCAAGAGUGAAGAGUUCCACAUUUAUACCCAGUAUUGCACUAACUAUCCAAGAUCCGUGGCUGUGCUAACAGAGUGCAUGAGGAACAAGAUACUGGCCAAAUUCUUCAGGGAACGUCAGGAAACUCUGAAGCACUCGCUGCCUCUGGGGUCCUAUCUCUUGAAACCAGUGCAGCGGAUUCUCAAGUAUCAUCUCCUUCUGCAUGAAAUAGAAAAUCACCUUGAUAAGGACACAGAAGGCUAUGAUGUGGUGCUUGAUGCUAUAGACACAAUGCAGCGAGUCGCCUGGCACAUCAAUGACAUGAAGCGGAAACAUGAGCACGCGGUCCGGUUACAGGAGAUACAGAGUUUGCUCACUAACUGGAAGGGGCCAGACCUGACCAGCUAUGGGGAACUGGUGCUUGAGGGAACCUUCCGCAUCCAGCGAGCCAAGAAUGAGCGGACACUCUUCCUCUUCGACAAGCUGCUGCUCAUCACGAAGAAGAGAGACGACACGUUUACAUACAAAGCUCACAUCCUGUGUGGCAACCUCAUGCUCGUGGAGGUGAUUCCGAAGGAGCCGCUCAGCUUCAGCGUCUUCCACUACAAGAAUCCCAAGCUGCAGCACACAGUCCAGGCCAAAUCCCAGCAAGACAAACGCCUCUGGGUUCUGCACCUAAAGAGACUGAUUCUGGAGAAUCAUGCAGCCAAGAUCCCAGCUAAGGCCAAGCAAGCAAUCCUUGAAAUGGAUGCCAUUUAUCAUCCAGGCUUCUGUUACAGUCCUGAGGGAGAGAUGAAAGCACUGUAUGGCUCUAAAGAAGGUUCUGCUCCGUAUCGGCUGAGAAGAAAAUCUGAACCUUCCUCACGAUCACAUAAAGUUUUGAAGACUAGUGGAGGUACAUUUUCAUUCUCCAACUUGAAAAAAGAAACCUUCUAUUUUUCAGAAACAGCACAAGACAUCCAAAAGGUUUCUAGAGAGGAAGGAUCUCCCCAGCUGACUUCAGCAAGGCCAUCUCCUGCCCAGAGAAACAGUCAGCCCAGCAGUUCCGCCAUGAUCAGCGUGCUUCGAACGGGUGGAGCCCUCAGAAACAUCUGGACCGAUCACCAGAUCAGGCAAGCCUUGUUUCCCAGCCGGCGGUCCCCGCAGGAGAACGAGGAUGACGAAGAUGAUUAUCAGAUGUUCGUGCCGUCCUUUUCCUCCUCAGAUCUGAACUCUACCCGACUAUGUGAAGACAGCACUUCUAGUCGCCCUUGCAGCUGGCACAUGGGACAGAUGGAGUCCACAGAGACCUCCAGCUCUGGUCACAGGAUUGUCAGGCGGGCCAGCAGUGCUGGGGAGAGCAACACGUGCCCUCCUGAAAUAGGACCUAGUGACAGAACUAGGGAACUGCAGAACGGCCCCAAAACAGGAGGGCAGGAGGAAAUGGCUCCCUUUGGGUCAUCCAUCGAGUUGACCAUUGAUGACAUUGACCAUGUCUAUGAUAACAUCAGUUAUGAGGACCUAAAACUAAUGGUUGCUAAGCGGGAAGAAGCUGAAUCCACGCCCUCUAAAUCAGCCAGGGACUCUGUUCGCCCCAAGAGCACCCCAGAGUUAGCCUUCACAAAGAGGCAAGCUGGCCACAGUAAGGGCUCUCUUUACACACAAAAAGAUGGCGCUCUCUCAGGUGGAGAAGCAUCCAGCCAAAGCACGCAUGAACUCCAAGCGGUUGAGGAGAACAUCUAUGACACCAUAGGGCUCCCAGAUCCUCCGUCGCUGGGUUUUAAGUGCAGCAGCCUAAAGCGUGCAAAGCGGAGCACCUUUUUGGGACUGGAGGCUGACUUCGUGUGCUGUGACAGCCUGAGGCCGUUUGUUUCUCAAGACAGCCUCCAGUUCAGUGAGGACGAAGCCCCUUACCAUCAGGACAUCCCUGAUCAUGAUUAUCUGAGUUUGCUGUACGACUCUCCCAGCUGUAACCUGUCUAUGCCUGAUAAGCCUGUAUCUGAUAAACUGUCCGAAGAAGUAGAUGAAAUCUGGAAUGACCUGGAAAAUUACAUCAAGAAAAACGAAGACAAGGCCAGAGACCGUCUCCUGGCAGCAUUUCCUGUGAGCAAGGAUGAUGUGCCAGACAGGCUGUACGCAGAGAGCACCCCUGAGCUGAGCCGGGAGGCAGGGCGCUCUGUGUCCACACUAUCCCUGCCCGAGAGCCAGGCUCUCCUCACGCCUGUGAAGAGCAGGGCCGGCAGAGCCAGCCAUGCCAACUGCCCCUUUGAGGAAGACCUGAUUUCUAAAGAAGGCUCUUUUAUGAGCCUUAACCGGCUUUCUCUGGCCAGUGAAUUGCCCCUCAUGGACAAUCCCUAUGACCUGGCCAACAGUGGCCUGUCUCAAACAGACCCAGAAAACCCUGACCUGGGGAUGGAGGCCACAGAUAAGACAAAAAGCAGGGUGUUUAUGAUGGCUCGGCAGUACAGUCAGAAGAUUAAGAAGGCAAAUCAACUUUUAAAAGUGAAAAGUCCGGAGUUGGAGCAGCCGCCGGCCAGUCAGCAUCAGAAAUCCAUGCACAAAGACCUGGCUGCCAUCUUGGAAGAGAAGAAGCAAGGAGGGCCCGCCAUUGGUGCCAGGAUUGCUGAGUAUUCCCAGUUGUAUGACCAGAUUGUAUUCAGAGAGUCUCCCUUGAAAAUUCAGAAGGAUGCCUGGGCCAGCCCUCAAGAAUCCUCCCUCCUGAGGUCUGCGUCACCUUCCCAGGUCCACCAUGGUAGUGAAGAUUGGCUUCUGCAUUCAACCUAUAGUAAUGGAGAGUUAGCAGAUUUCUGUCUCCCACCAGAGCAAGACUUGAGGUCAAGAUAUCCCACGUUUGAGAUCAACACAAAAAGUACUCCCAGGCAAUUGUCCGCAGCUUGCUCUGUACCUUCUCUUCAAACCUCCGACCCUCUGCUGGGCUCUGUGCAGAGAUGCAGCGUGGUAGUAAGUCAGCCCAGCAAAGAGAACUGGUGUCAGGACCAUCUUUACAACUCCUUAGGUCGGAAAGGGAUCAGUGCAAAAUCUCAGCCUUAUCACAGGUCCCAGUCAUCUUCCUCCGUCUUGAUAAACAAAUCAAUGGACUCCAUCAACUACCCUAGUGACAUGGGAAAGCAGCAGCUGCUGUCUUUACACAGAAGUUCAAGGUGUGAGAGUCACCAGGACUUACUGCCAGAUAUUGCUGACUCGCAUCCACAGGACACUGAAAAAAACUCAGAUCUCACACUCCAAGACUCACAGAAAGUUGUGGUGGUCAAUAGAAAUUUACCCUUAAAUGCCCAAAUUGCAACACAGAACUAUUUUUCCAAUUUCAAAGAGACUGAUGGAGAUGAAGAUGACUAUGUGGAAAUCAAGUCAGAAGAAGAUGAGUCAGAGUUGGAGCCAUCUCACAAUCGUAGAAGGAAAUCUGACUCAAAGUUUGUGGAUGCUGACUUUUCUGAUAAUGUCUGCAGCGGCAAUACAUCGCAUUCCUUGAAUAGUCCGCGCACUCCAAAAAAGCCAGUUAACAGCAAACCUGAGCUUUCACCAUAUCUGACACCAUAUAAUGAUUCUGACAAACUGAAUGACUAUCUUUGGAGGGGGCCAUCUCCCAAUCAACAAAAUAUUGUCCAGUCUCUAAGGGAAAAAUUUCAGUGUCUCAGUUCAAGCAGCUUUGCUUAAGGUUCUUCAUAAUAACUGCCUGAAUCAACUUCUUAUUUUGCUCAUAAAACAUUAUAGAUACUGAUGAGGUGUUUUAUGUGUACCAGAUUAAAACAAUUUUGUAAGAACCAGAGGUGUAAAAUAUACUUUCUUUUACAGCACAACUUUUUGAAAUGGCUGACGAUGCAGCCAGGAUUGUACUGUAGCACAUGUUGGCAUCAACAGUAUAUUUUCUCAUGCUGAGUGUCUUCAUGUUUCAUGUAAGUCAAUCUUACUUGAAAUUUUUUAGACUUUUAACACGAUGGCCAUAACCUGACAAUAGUGCCCACACCUUAAGAAUGCAAUAAUCCUUUCCUAUUAUCCAGAAGGCCCAGGUAGUUUUAUCCUGUGACUUAAAGGCAGCAAGGAGACUUUGUCACGUUUUAAAAGGCAACGAAAGCUGUUGAAAGAAUUAUGCUUAUAUCUCACAUUUUGGUUAUAUUUGUGGCAAGACCUUAGGAUAACGUAAGCCAGAGAUCUGUAAUUGGUGUGUAGUCUGAGGUGCCCAUUUUAGAGUUUUUGUGGUGGUAUUCUUUUAUUUCAUUUUGAUGCAGAAAUUGUGUGACUGUUGAAAAUCAAAAUGUAGCAGGACCCAUUUUCUGUACGCAAAACCCCUUACCACUAUUCCUGGACAAGGCCUAGAGAAUGAGCUGCUCAUCAUGUUUAUACAUAAUUUCUGGGGUGAAAUGAAUGAUUUCCUUAAUGACUUAGAGAAAACCAAGGUCAAUAAGAUGCAGACUGACUUAACUAUUAGAAAAGAUGAUCUGGGCACAGUGGCUCAUGCCUGUAAUCCCAGCACUUUGGGAGGGUGAGGGGGGUGGAUCACGAGGUCAAGAGAUCAAGACCAUCCUGGCCAACAUGGUGAAACCCCGUCUCUACUAAAAAUACAAAACAAAACAAAACAAAAAACAGUCGAGCAUGGUGGCACCUGCCUGUAGUCCCAGCUACUCGGGAGGCUGAGGCAGGAGAAUCCCUUGAACCCAAGAGGUGGAGGUUGCAAUGAGCUGAGAUGAUGCCAUUACAUUCCAGUCUGGUGACACAACGAGACUCCGUCUCAAAAAAAAAAAAAAAAAAAAAGAUGGGAUGACCUUCUGGGAACCAUUUGAUUACCUCUUCAAAUGACAGACAGUUGAAAGAGAAAAAACAAAACUGAAAUCCCACCAGACCAUGUUGUGUGCCUGUUUCUAAUCAAUACAAAGUUAAGUAUGAGCUAAAAUCAGACAAAGCACUUUAAACUUACCCUUUCCAGAGCAGCUUUGCAUAUGCAUCCUCCUGAGUUUGGGAUUCUGCCAAAUGACCUCCUUGAUCCUGGCCCUGAGGAGUCAUUGGCUGCAGGAAUGGGGCAAGAAUCUAUUUCCUAAACCACACAUAACAUGGGAGCCUUUUUUCAUUGUUUUCAGGUAUAUAAAAGAAUGAAAUCUUUGGUUACUAGGUGCUGACUAACACCUUUUAUGUUCUGACCAUUUGUGACAUUUCAUUGUGACACUGUGUACUAAUCUAACUCCUUAGGCAACAAAAAAAACAAAAAUAAGACAUUUUGAAUAAAAAGCAAAAUCAAAGAAGCUAAAAAGAAAAAUGAAGGCAGAUAAAUUGUGACUUUAUAAACAUAUUCGAUUUUAUUGAAGAUUGCAGUUAAUGCAGCAAGAAUGCUUUCUCAAGCAGUGGCCUUUGUAUUCUCAUUUUAAUCAGGUGUACAUUCUACAGCCUCUCUACCAUGCUCUUAGUUUCUAUUUUAAAAGAUACAAUAAUAUAUGUAGGGAAAGAGGCCUGGGCUCUUCAUUUAAAGGUAAGCAGUAAUAUUGAGUAAGUGACAUAAUUCUUUCUCUUUGUAAGUCCUAUGCCUCUUUUUCUUAACUGUAAAACAUAAAAUAUGAGCAUUUUUAUCUUACAAAUAGGUACCUAAGGCAUUUGAUUUUCUUUUUAAAUAACAAAAAAUAACCCAAGUUUCUUGCUUCUCCAAAGUAUUCUUCUUAUAGCUUAUAAAGGAAAGUCCACAUUGAAUGGCAUGGUCUGGAAACAUUCCUUCUUUAUUGUCUUUAUUUGAACAUGAUAUGAGUUUUCAAGAUGAAACAAUCAAAAAUAAGUACCACAAGAAAGUUUUUUUGUUUGUUUGUUUUGUUUGUUUCUUGAGACCAAGUCUCACUCUUUGCCCAAGCUGGAGUGCAAUCUUGGCUCACUGCAACCUCCACCUCCCCGGUUCCAGUGAUUCUCCUGCCUCAGCCUCUUGAGUAGCUGGGAUUACAGGUGCCCACCACCACACCUGGCUAAUUUUUGUGUUGUUAGUAGAGACGGGGUUUCAUCAUGUUGGCCAGGCUGGUCUCAAACUCGUGACCUCAUGAUCCAUCCGCCUCGGCCUCCCAAAUUGCUGGGAUUACAGGCAUGAGCCACUGCACCCGGCCAAGAAAGUAUGUUCUUAGAGGUGUGUGUAAGUGCAUUUGUAGUACCUAUGAGCAAAAUCACCUGACUCUUGUCCCAGGAAAGCUGUUUCGCAUUUUCGCUUUUUGGUUAGUAUUAUCCGAUUCUAUAUAGUUCAUAUUACUGCUCUGUCUGACUCAGAAAUUACUUCUUCACGCCAGUGUCUUGUUGCAUGACUUUGAUGUCACCCAUAGGAAUACACCUCACUGCACAUAAGUGGGUAUCUUACUGUAUAAAAUGUCUACAUGGCUUUAGGUUUUAGGACAAAUGUAGAUUUAUAGAUCAUUUCUGUUGACCAGGACACAGGUUUUGAGAGCUGUGUGUAUAUAUAUAAUCAUGUUUGUAUUUUUUUCCUGAAAGUUAUCAAUUGUUUUUGUUUAAAAUAGUUUGUUUUAGAGGUGGGGUGGGGAUGUAUAUAACAGGGAAAAGUUAUAUGUACUUUAAAGUAUGUCAAGUUCUUACUAGUUUUCUGUACUGCAGGUUCAAUUUUUUUUUAUAUAAGUUUACUUUUCACUUGCUCUAUUCUUUGUGGGGAAAAAAAAAUGCAUCUAGGAAAACAUAGUUUAAAUACUGUAUAUAAGAUAAUGAAAGUUAGUAACGCCCAUUAUUUAAUAAAGUUUGUAAAGUACAAAGUAA